This is a messenger RNA of Helobdella robusta, 426 nucleotides long. RefSeq lists its product as hypothetical. The annotation marks the transcript as partial. Gene Ontology annotation, cellular component: neuron projection. The transcript is spliced from 4 exons. The record is from RefSeq and is a predicted model, not a curated record. Lineage: Eukaryota; Metazoa; Annelida; Clitellata; Rhynchobdellida; Glossiphoniidae.
CUAGAGCCCAAACUGGACAGUGCUUUCUCCAAUGUGACGGUCAUCAUUGGCCAGACGGCUCUCCUGCUGUGUUCAAUAGAAAACCUCGGAAAGUAUAAGGUAGCAUGGUUAGACUCGAAUUCCAUAACGCUGACUUACGAGGAGAGGAGGAUCGUGGACGAUUCAAGAUUUGCCAUUGAGAGGCCCAACGUUGAAAACUGGCAUCUUCAAGUCAGAGAGGUGAGAAUGUCAGACGCCGGCCAAUACAGGUGCACCGUUAAUACGUACUUAGUUAAGAGGAAAGUCGUUCAUUUAUUUGUUAAUGUCCCGCCCACAAUUUUGGGCCCCUCUCCCAGCAAAGAAAUCAUCGUAGUCCACGAGGGGGCCAACUUAACGAUCGCAUGCAACGCCACCGGAAGUCCACAGCCGGAAAUCACGUGGUCGCGU